Grosmannia clavigera kw1407 is the source of this 579-nucleotide messenger RNA. RefSeq lists its product as uncharacterized. Bases 1 to 579 code for a protein of 192 amino acids. The record is from RefSeq and is a predicted model, not a curated record. NCBI's taxonomy places the organism in Eukaryota, Fungi, Ascomycota, Sordariomycetes, Ophiostomatales, Ophiostomataceae. The transcript has 2 exons.
AUGAACCAUCAACUCCACUCCUGGUGGGGGCGAGCACUUUUUGGCCUGAAGCCACUGUCAAAGACUGACAAGGAAGUCGUGGUCCAAUUUCACUGGCUAAAGCGGCCAGUCUUUAAACCGAAGGACCCAAUUGAUGCCGACUGCUUCGUCGAAGCUGUGCGUGAUCCGGCCUGGGGCUCACCUAUGGCUUUCCGCGAGAGUGGCCUGCCCCUCGAAACAGGCCAGACAUUCACCAUCACCGCAGACAAGGAAGAAGACCUGCCAAGUUUAGAACUCCUCGGACUCCAGUGGAAUCUGUUGCGCAUCGCAGCUAUGUCUGGCGCGGGGGAGGCAUCCGACGAGGACUACGCCGAUGACUAUGACGAUUAUUUGAACAAAUUUGAUGAGUUUGUGCACGAGUCCGAGGAGGACACGUCUUGGGACGAUGUCCAAUUUUGGGUGGACAACAAGAGACGUCAGGGUGCCGACCGGAUUGGCAGACGACGUCGGCGAGGAGGCGCUGGCGGCCAGAUCGGAGAUGGAGAAGGCGGCUGCCAUAGGAUUGUGCUGAAGCAUUGGCUGACACGGGACGACGAGUAG